UUGAACAUCCUCUCACAUCUGAGGCUGAACAUCUGCCGUUCAAUUUUUGUAUAAUCCACAAUAAACAAAAAAAAUUGACUUUCUCAGUUAUAACACAAAAAAAAAGGGAGCGCUUAAUAAAUCUUGUAAGGCAAUAUUAAGAAAUAACGUCAUCACGACUGGACUGUACUUGACAAAAGCUUCUCAGACCAGUGUUCAGCAUCUCCAACAACCAAACAGAACACAUCAUAUAAAUGUUUCUUUUAUGAGCUUUCUACACAAGCUGAUCGCUGAGAUGUAAAGCAGCAUCGUGGCCUGUUUCAUUCACUGUUUACCAUCUGUCUUAUCACGGCUCAUGUCUACGAACACACACAAGUCAAAGUAACUCCUGGCCCAACAUAUUACCUGCAGGCAUUUUGGUGUAUGUACACAGUGGCGUCGUAAACACUGUUUGUGCCUUUCAUUUCCGAGUGGGGGGCUGGAGUCGAUCCUGCUCUGUGGGUGUGGGACAAUAAAAAGAGCAGGAGAACCUGUGACUCUUCUGAGGCAACAGCAAAAGUCAUUGUACACAAUGGACAAGAAGAUGCUCUGGGCGGCCGUGAAGCUUGUUUUGACAGGUUACUUUGGAAUGGGUUUGGGUGAAAGUAUUUUACCCCUGGGACCCCUGAGUGGAGCUGUGGCUGACUCUGUGAAAUUCACCACAAACGUCCAGCCUCCGGAGAAUCCAUUCAUCUCCGUCAGCUGGAGUUUCAAAGGGGUCAACAUCAUCACCUCCACGAGUGCCUCAAACACCACGAGGCCCGAGUACACCAACAGAAUCUCACUGGACCGAGCCACGGGAGGCCUGGAGCUCAGAAACCUGGUGCUGGAGGACGGUGGGGAGUACACCGUCACCAUCGUACCACUGGAAGGGCCACAGAAGCAGGGGGAGACCACCCUGAAUGUGUAUACAACAAUAACAGCAGCCACCAUCCGCAGCCCCACAGCCAUCCUGAUAGAAGAUGCAAGCUCCACCAAUCUCACCUGUGAGGCCUCUGGCUCCAUCAGCAGCAGAGUCUGGAUGAAGGACGAGCGGCCUCUCCGUCCCAGCAGCAGACUUAGCUUCUCCGCAGACAACCGGACAGUGUUCAUUCAACCUGUGGACUUCUCCAGCCAUGGCACGUACCAGUGUCGAGUCAGCAACCCAGUCAGCAGCAUGACUGUGGCUCAUAACCUAACUGUCAACUUUGGGCCACAUAACAUUUCCAUCACUGGACCAUCGGCAGCUCCGCCCGGCCAGCGGGUGACACUGCAGUGCACGGCCGAUUCUGUCCCACCGGCAAACUUCAGCUGGAUGUUCAAUGGCAACGAGACUCAUGUUGACAACUCCGUGUUUAUUAUAGAAAGGCUGGAGGCAGAAAACACAGGGAAUUACACCUGCAGUGCCCGAAAUAUGGUGACCAUGCAGGAAAACUCCACUGUGCUGAAUCUGAGAGGUUUUCUCUGCGUUUAUGAGUUGUUAACAAUGAAAACUGGCAGCACAUCAACUCUCAUACUGCUGGAGAUGAUCUACAUCACAUUAAUCCCAGCUCUGAAGGCACAAAAAUUCAGCGUCCUGCCCGAGGUGACUGGAUAUCUCGGGCAUGAUGUCACCCUGCCAUGCCAGUUCAUCAAAGGAACAACCAACACUAUCACCCAGGUUCAGUGGGAUCUGCUGGGACCAGAGGGAAACAACACACGCCUCCUAGUUUUUAACAGCCAGUUUGGGCUGCAGAUUUUCGAUUCUUCUCUGAAGAAGAAAGUGAAACUCGCAGAACAAUCGCUGAUAAUUGAAGAUGUUGAGAUGAAGGAUGAAGGGUCGUACAUGUGCUCCAUUUCAACCUUCCCCAGUGGUUCAUUUGAAGGAACAACCAAGCUCAUUGUACGAGAAAAGAUGCUGUUAUCAUCAGGGGUGGUGUCUGCUGUAGUGAUUGCUGUCAUACUGCUGGUGGGGAUCAUGGCAGCCAUAACGUACUCCAUCUUCAUCAUAAGGUGUAACUCUUCAGUCAGCCACAAUGUCUUCACUGACACAGGUGGGACAGUGAUGGAUGUGUCCAGGUCAUCUGGUAUUGAAAGAGCUGAGGACGUGGUCUACUCUGAUGUCAAGUUCAAACCACCCUGCUAUGAGACGACCUCGAACAAUGACGAACACAGGAAGUCCUUGAAUGGUGAUGUCACAUACGCAAGUGUAAUGGUUUUGGGUCGGAGGCCUAAAUAA
Paralichthys olivaceus (Japanese flounder) is the source of this 2215-nucleotide messenger RNA. The record is from RefSeq and is a predicted model, not a curated record. Lineage: Eukaryota; Metazoa; Chordata; Actinopteri; Pleuronectiformes; Paralichthyidae.